GACGGAUGUGUCCGGCAAGCUCCAAGAGCCCAUUAAGAAUUUUGGAAUGAGAUCUGGAAAGAAAAGGUGAAGCCUUUGGUAGACUUCUCUGAGAAAGAUUGGCUACAUACCACAGAGAAGUCACGUAACGCUCUCAAUUCUGAUAAGCAGUUCACUCUACCCGACCUACCUGAUUAGGGGCUCCCUGUUGGGCAAAGGAUUAACAGCGGUGAUUGGCCAAACCAACAGUUCUAUAGCCAACUUAGGUAGGUAAAGAGAAAACCCCAUUGCGGGAAUCUCCUACAGCAACCCACGGUAUCCUCCGAUUGAUUUAUCUGCACUAAAAGUCUUGAGCUCCCAAGGAAAUAAAGCCGACGGUUUCCAGAGGGUUUGUCGAAUUAGUUUCACUUCCAGCCACUUGUAGUCUGAACUCCGGCUGAGUGCUCCUGCAAAAAGGUUCCCUAUUUGUCUUCGACUAUUUCAGAACUGUAAAUUGACUAGCAUUCUUUUUUCAUCAUGGCCACAGCACAGCCUGUUGUUGUGUCUUUGGCAGAUCUCAAGAGUGGAAAUGUCUCUAUUGAGACUUUACAAGAAGCAUUUGGCCCAGAAUCAUUGGGCAUACUCGUAGUAAAAGAUGUACCAGCUGAAUUCGCAGCUCUACGGCAUCGCCUCCUCUCUUAUGCUUCAUGGAUGGGCAAUCUCUCCGAAAAAGAAUUUGAGACGUUUACAAACGAAGCCGCCAAGUACCUUGUAGGAUGGUCAAAGGGCAAAGAGAAGCUAAAGGACGGCAGCGCAGACGAGUAUAAGGGGUCGUUCUAUGCCAACUGCGCAUUUUACGUCGAUCCCUCGUUGGAAUCAGCGGAGCCGACCGAGCAGUUCACCUUGGAGGAAUUCCCGGAGUAUCUCGCACCGAAUUCAUGGCCGCCCAAAGCGAUGCUGCCCGGGUUCAGACCCGUCAUGGAGCAAAUGUGUACCUUGAUUAUCGACACAGCUGUCCUUGUCGCGCGAGCCUGCGACAAGUUUGCAGAAAUGGAAAUCCCAGGGUACCCUAAGGCGUAUCUGGAGAAUGUAGUCAAAUCCUCAUCCACAACCAAGGCCAGGCUUCUCCAUUAUUAUCCCAUGCCAGAUGAGGUUUUAGCAAAGGGCAUGGAAGAGGAUAACUGGUGCGCGGUGCAUAAAGAUCAUGGAUGCCUGACUGGCCUGACCUCGGCCAUGUUCGUGGACGAGCUGAAGACGAAUGUCAAAUUGCCUAGCUUUGAAGGCGGCGAGCUGCCAGAAACCCUGCCUACACUAGAAGAACUCUCUGCAUCCCCUGAUCCUCAGUCUGGUCUGUGGAUCAAAGAUAGAAAGGGCGUCCCUGUCCAAGUCAAGAUUCCCCGAGACUGUAUCGCAUUUCAGACGGGUGAGGCUUUGGAACGGAUGACCAAUGGCAAGUUCAAGGCUGUGGAACAUUCAGUCAGAGGUGCUUAUGCCAAGGGGAUUGCACGGAAUACAUUGGCCGUCUUCACGCAGCCAAACCUGCAAGAUGAAGUCGACCUUGAGCAGCAUAUUAACUUCGGCGAAUUUGCGAGAGGUAUCAUAGCUAGGAAUACAGUAGGAUGACAGGGACUAAUCUAAUGCAAACCGAUUCACAUAUUGGUGUUUCAUGUGAAUGGAAUCAGAGCUUCUUGACAAAUACGAAUUUCUAAUUUCUUUCCUGCCUGACUAUGUGUAGUCAAGUAAGUAGGUACAUACCUAAGGUUAGGUGAUGUAUCACGUAUGUUGACCAUCUGACGCUGUGAAAUAUCUGAGGGGAGGUGGAAUAGCAGAUGUCAAAUCACUUGAAUAUGGCGCAGAUGGCGUCACUAGAGUUUCAUAUGCGUCUACUUACAAAAUGCAUUUUGUACUUGUUAUCCUGCUGCACCUCCCUCAGCUCCCCUCGGCGCGGGGCUACUACGUGACGUCGGAUUCUUCUCUCACCC
Molecule: messenger RNA, 1940 nt
Organism: Xylaria bambusicola
Lineage: Eukaryota; Fungi; Ascomycota; Sordariomycetes; Xylariales; Xylariaceae
Exons: 4
Coding region: 496-1581 (361 amino acids)
Source: RefSeq, a predicted model, not a curated record